Messenger RNA from Lactuca sativa (garden lettuce), 405 nucleotides. The record is from RefSeq and is a predicted model, not a curated record. NCBI's taxonomy places the organism in Eukaryota, Viridiplantae, Streptophyta, Magnoliopsida, Asterales, Asteraceae.
AUGGGUCUUACAUCUAGUUUCUAUAUAAUGUGGAGGUGUGGUGGUGGUCGGAAGGGUGGUGGUGGUGUUUGUGAAAGUGGUGAUAGUGGCGGAAACGACAUAGAUGAUGAUGGUGUUGGUGCCGACAACAAUGACGGUGGUCGUGAUGGUGGUGGUGGUGUUAGGGUUUGUGGCGGUGGUAGUGGUCAUGGAGGUGUUGUUCGUAGUUGUGGCGGUGGCAACUGUGGAGGUGACAAUGGUGACAUAGGUGUUGGUGGUGGUCUUGGUAGUGGUUAUGGAGGCGGCGUUGGUGGUUGCUGCAGUGGCAACAUAGGUAAUAGUGGUUGUGUUGGGCCGCAAAGCUGCCCCGUUCAAAGCUGCCCCACACCAAUAGCUACCACACCAGUAUCAAAGCAACAUAGGUAA